Messenger RNA from Haliotis rubra (blacklip abalone), 1236 nucleotides. Its product is annotated as protein NCBP2AS2 homolog. Bases 172 to 465 code for a protein of 97 amino acids. The transcript has 4 exons. The record is from RefSeq and is a predicted model, not a curated record. NCBI's taxonomy places the organism in Eukaryota, Metazoa, Mollusca, Gastropoda, Lepetellida, Haliotidae.
CUGUAUUGGAGCAGUAUACAUAAAAGUCAAGGUCGAGCUGGCCAGUGUUUUGUUUUGUGCCUUUUCACGCAACUCGGUCGAACCAACUUUUGAGUGACAAGGAAGACGCGACGCAUUAUGUGAAGUUGAAUUCGGCGACACAUUUCUUCAUUACGUAGUUCCUACAUCAGGAUGCCUCUCAGAGCUUUAUUAAGAUAUCUGAUGCAAAAUGAGCAGGUGGUGCAAAAGCUUGCAGAGAGCUACCCUAUACGAAGAGCUGCACAGUUAACAGCCUACAUGCUACACAGAGGGAGGGAAGCUGGCCUGCAGAGUCUUGAGAAGAUUCAAGAAGCAGACGUUGUGAAUAAACUUCAGCAGGAAGCCAAAAACUCUGGGCAGAAAUUUGACAACUUUCGAAACACAUUUACCAAAGAAUUGAAAGAAGGAAUGAAUGAAGUUAAGGAAGAAAUGAAGAAGAAGAAAUAACCAAGUUAACUGUGAUAAUGUGUGAUAUGGUUGUUCUCUGGGAUCUGCGGGCCGCAUCUGGACCGUCUGCCUCAGAGUCAAGUCCAGAAACUGGUCGAGCUGUGAUGUGUGAAACGUGACACUUGUAUUUAUGAAGUGAACUAGUUAAUGCAGAUUGCACCAGAUAAUCAAAUCUUAAACAAAAGAAGAAGGUAUUGUUUAGAAAGUUGUAGAAUAUGAUUGCUGUAAAUAUGAACACGACUUGUACCCAUGUUGCCUACAUGAAGGUUAUUUGAUAAUGGAGAACUGAUAGCUUAUGAAGUUGUCUGUGAGAUUUGUUUGAGAUAGAAAUUAGCAGCUGGUCCUAACUGGUCCUAAUUGGCACUGGUCUUUGCCUAACUGCACAAUCGUUAAGGCAUCAUAAGGACUAGCAAAGAUUGGCCAUUUGUAAGAGUUUAGCUAGGUUAUCAUUAUAAUAUGGUCAAGUAGACUGAAAAUGAUAGUCUUCAUCAUUGCAUUGCAGACUCCUUAGUCACCUCUUCUGAAUGUCCCGAUCACGGACUGUAGCUGCAACAUUGCUGAUACAAUAUUAGGCGAUAAUCACUCACUGUUCCCUGAUGUAAGGGAGACUACUCAGGAAUCAUUUAAAAAUAGUACUGUGUGAGAGUGAAAUGUGAAACAACCAACAACUGAUAUUUUUAUGACCAUUGUUUAUGCAAUGUUUACAAUGUAUCAUUCACUGUACCAAAUUUUGAUAAAUAUUAAGCAUCUGUAAUAAAAAUUAUUAUCAAA